AACAUACCACGCCCACUCAGCUGUUUCCUUAACCGUCAAUAGGUAAAGUUCUUCUCUGUCGCGCUACGCUAAUUUAUCUACUUCUAUUCAACACACCAAAGCGUUUGUAGACGGUAUUCGGAGGCCCACUCGUCCAAACCUCCGUAUGUGUCAGCCAUGUCUCUAUCGGACCAAAGCCAACAGUGGUAUCCCACCAGCGUACAGGUAACUGUGCUUCAGGCAAGAAGCCUGAGGAUAAAGGGAAAAAAUGGCACCAACGACGCAUACGCCAUCAUGCAAGUGGCCAAGGAUAAAUUCUCUACAUCGGUGGUAGAAAAGAGCGUGGCACCGGUGUGGAAAGAGGAGGCCACGUUCGAGCUGCCGCUCUUCCACAACGGUAACGCAGAGAAGUGUACGUUGCACGUCCACGUAAUGCACCGGGCUCUCGUGGGACCGGACAAGUUGCUCGGGCACGCAGUCAUCAACCUGUUGGAGCUCAGCGAGGUUACAUCCCGCAAUAAGACUGAAUGGCAUAAGCUGUUGGACAAGGCAGGCAAGCCAGACAAAGACAGGGGAGAGGUGCUAGUGGACAUCCAGUUUAUGAAGAAUAACCUGACAGCCAGCAUGUUCGACCUCUCUGCUACAGACAAGCCGCGCUCCCGCCUGGGCAAGUUCAAGGACAAGGUUCGAGGCAAGAAGAAGGAGGGUCUGUCGGACUCUGCGUCUGCCGUGGUGCCGUCCUUCACCCAGGUUCUGACGGACAGCGAGGGAGAGGGGGAAGGGGGUGCAGAUAAAGGAGAGAAAAAGAAGAAGAACAAUCUGAAGUCUCUGUUUUCUCCCAAGUCUAACCUGCAGCGUCAUGGACUGUCUCAGUCCAUGUCUGUCCUGGGCCCUCUGCCUGAGAAGAACUCCUCACUGAGUGGCAGCCGCUCCUCAGGCCUCAAUGUGGACUCCUCUGAAGGUAAAAAUAAAUUCAAGUUUCUGACCCAUAAGCGCACAGGCAGUUCCGACAGUAAGGCUUCUCAGGGCUCCCUGUCUCUGGGGCGCUCUAAGGUCCCUGCCCCGCUUGCAGAACAGAGUAACCUGUGCAUCAACGGCAGUCACGUGUACACAGAAGAGCCCCAGUCCCGGAGCGCACGCACCGGCUCCACCUUCAGCCUUGCCAGCUCAGGCCGCGGCUCCAUGGAAGACCUGCGCAGGGCCCAGGGCCGUAAGAGCUCCAGCACCUCCAUGGACUCUCUCACGGCCCUGAAGCAGCCCUCACCCUGGGCAGAGGAGGAAGAGGAGGAGGAAGAAAGAUUUAAGAUGGGUGAGGAGAUGAAGAGAAAGGAAGAGCAGGAGAGAAAGAAGUUAGAGGAGGAAGAGGGGAUGAGGAAGGAGGAACAAGAGAAAAGGAGGAUUGGGGAGGAGGAAGAAAGACUUCGGUUUGAGGAGGAGAGGAUACGGAUUGAAGAGGAGAAGAUGAGGUUUGAGGAGGAAGAGAAAAGAAGGAAGGAGGAACAGGAAAACAGAAAGAGGAUUGAGGAGGAAAAUAUUAGGGUUGAGGAUGAAAGUAGAAUGAUGGAAGAAGAAGAGAGGAAGAGGAGACUGAAGGAGGAGGGAGAGGAGAGGGUGAAGAAGAAAGAACAGGAAAUGAGUAGGUUAGAGGAGGAAAUAGAGGAACAAGAGAGGUGGGAAGAAGAGGAAAGAAUGAAGAGGGAGGAUAGCCUGAGAAAGGAGGACGAGAGGAAAAUGAGGGAGGUGGAGGAGGAGGAGGAGAGGGUUAAGGAGGAGGAAGAAAGGAUUAGGAGAGAACAAGCGGAAGAUAUGCAAAGAAGGGAGGAACGGGAGAGGAAGAUGAGGGAGGAGGAAGAAAGAGUGAAGAGAGAGCAGGAUAGGCUGAGAAAGGAGGAAGAGAGAAGGAUGAGGGAGGAGGAAGAAAGAGUGAGGAAGGCCGAGGAGGAUGAUGGGCUGAGAGAGGAAGAGAGAAGGAUGAGGGAGGAGGAAGAAAGAGUGAAGCAAGAGCAGGAUAGGCUGAGAAAGGAGGAAGAGAGAAGGAUGAGAGAGGAGGAAGAAAGAGUGAGGAAGGCCGAGGAGGAUGAUAGGCUGAGAGAGGAAGAGAGAAGGAUGAGGGAGGAGGAAGAAAGAGUGAAGCAAGAGCAGGAUAGGCUGAGAAAGGAGGAAGAGAGAAGGAUGAGAGAGGAGGAAGAAAGAGUGAGGAAGGCCGAGGAGGAUGAUAGGCUGAGAGAGGAAGAGAGAAGGAUGAGGGAGGAGGAAGAAAGAGUGAAGCGAGAACAGGAUAGGCUGAGAAAGGAGGAAGAGGAGAGGAAGAUUAGGGAAGAGGAAGAAAGAGUGAGGAAGGCCGAUGAGGAAGAUAGGCUGAGAGAGGAACAUAGAAGGAUGAGGGAGGAAGAAGAAAGAGUGACGAGAGAGCAGGAUAGGCUGAGGAAGGAGGAAGAGGAGAGGAAGAUUAGGGAGGAGGAAGAAAUGCUAAGGAGGGAAGAGGAGGAUGAUAUGCAGAGAAAGGAAGAAGAGCAGAGGAAGAUUAGGGAGGAGGAAAAAAUAAUAAAAAUGUUAGAGGAGGAGAGGCUGAGGAAGGAGGAAGCAGAAAGAGUGAGGCUUGAAGAAGAAAGGGAAAAUGAACAGGAGAGAAGGAGGGAUAAGGAGCAGAGAGAACUGAUGGAGGCGAAAGAGAGAUUUAGGGUGGAGGAAGAAAAUAUGAAAAAAGAGGAGUUGAGACAGGAAGAGAGGAUGAGAGAGGAAGAGAAAAGGAGAAAUGCACAGAUGGAGGAAGAGAAGGAGAGUGUACCGUUGGAGGAAGUUGAGAAACAGAUGGAACAGAAUAGCGAGGCAAAGGCCACCUUGUGCAAUAAUCCUUUUGAGGAAGUUUCUCCCACCAGUUCAUUUGAUGACACCUCUUCAAAUAACCUGUUUGAGGAGAGCCCUAUGACCUCCUCUACUGGACCAAUCAGCUGCCGGAUAAAUAAAGGAUCAGCAGUCAAGCCAAGACCCUCUUCAUGGGGGAACCCUUCAAAGCCUGUUAUAUCUUCCAACCCCUUCUUAUCGUCCUCGUCUCCUGAACUGGAGAGUUCUAUGGACUCCCCCAGAGGCGAUGGGGAAACCAGAGAUGCUAUUGACCCGUCUACUGAGCUGAUGGAGAAGAAAGUCCCUACCCCUCUUGCCCCCAACAAACAGCGCUGGGCUCGUAAGGACAACUGGUCUAGUAAGGCCAAAUCUCAUUGUGCCACACCUAAACUCACUAAAACAAAGCCAACAAAACCGCCCCCUCCCCUCAGACGUCACUCUUCCACGUCAUUGGUGGGAAGUUGGGAUGACCAGGGGAGUGUUAGUGGUAAGGACCAUUCCAGUGUCAGACAGGAUAAGGGUCCUGCUCCACUGCCUCCAGACAACCAGCGAUGGGCUCGUAAGGACAACUGGCCUAGUAAGUCCAACCCAGAUUCUGCCAAUUCUACCCUCACCCAAAUAAAGCCAACAAAACCGCACCCUCCUCCAAGACGCAACUCUGCCACGUCCAUGGUGGGAAGUGAACAUGACCAGCACUUAAAUGAGAGUGUUAGUCAGGAUGAUUCCAGUGUCAGGAGGGACAAGCGUCCUGCUCCACUGCCUCCUGACAGACCAAACCAGGCUCCAAGCGAGACACAGAGGGACCAGAGUAUGACCAGUGUGAAUCAGGGACAUAAGGACAGAGUGGGUGCCUCCAUGUCCAAGGUCUCUCAACGUGUGGUACAGAUGAUCACACCACUGACAUCUUCCUCCACAGCUACAACAGAACACAUCAGUGGAGGCCAGAGCUCUUCCCACCAUGGGAACCAAGCAGGGGAAUCCAUGCCAUCUGCCAUUGGGGGGUUGAUUGUUGCGAAACACAAUAAAGGUCCAGCACCCUCGAGGCCCCAGCACCCUCCAGGGAAGACGAUGCCAAAAGCUGAUGUGUUAGAUGAGCAAUCAAAUACUGAUGAACAUGAAUCUUCGGUUGAGUUUGAGUUUGAUCCAAAUAAUCCCUUUGCAGAAGACUGCAGAAUGGAGAAGUCCUCUGGACGUGGUGAAGAACAGAGUCUAACUGGUGAGCGUCAGGAGAGCCUGGACUCUCACAAUCAACAGAGUUGUACCUCCACAGAUGCAGAUCUAGGUCUGUUUCAGAAGAGUGUGGUUGGGGACACAACUGAGCUUCCAACACCAGAUGUUCUGCCAGCUGAGGAUGGCUCCUGUCCCAACAAAAGCACAUCAGCGAAACGGGUCCGUGCUCCCUUGCCUCCAGUGAAGAAAACAUCCACCUUUAGAGAGGAAGGAACUGGUAAACAGAGUUCUGGAAAACUACAAAGCCCAGGGGCUCCCACUUCGAGUAAGCUUUCCUCAGGUAUCUCAGUAAAAACGCAGAGUGGCGGGGUGGGUGUGGCACUACCAUGUGUUACCGUUGCCCAGCCCCCAUGUGUACCCUCACCGGCCCCCUCCUCCCUACCCCACCCCGAGCCCCUGAAGGGAUCAGGGGGCAGGAGAGACUGCCCUCCCCAGACAACAAGCUCUGUCCCUGGCCAGAAGACCCUGCUUCAUGCUGGAGCUCUGCCCUCCAUUGCAGAGCAGUGCAGUGGAGAGGAGGCGGGAGGGAGUGGGGACAGGCCUGCCUCAAGCACACGCAGGCCACACCCAGUAAAGCCCUUGCGCUCCCUGGAAAACCAGCCAGCCUCCGACAUCCAAGAGGGACAGGCUGGCAAAUCUACACGGAUCCUCGGUGGCCUUCAAGAGAAGAUGAAGGGCAAAGACACAGGGGUCAAAGGUCCCUACUCCCAGCUGACCCAGGAAGAGCUGAUCUCCCUGGUGGUGAAGCAGCAGGAGCAGCUCUCCAAAAGGGAUGACAAGAUCAAGGAGCUGGAGCAGUAUAUUGACAACCUGCUGGUGCGCAUCAUCGAGGAACAACCCAGUAUCCUGAUGUCCAUGAACUCACUCAAAUGAGAACUCUAGAAAUAUAUAUUACUCCAUCCUGUUCCUAAUCUUUCAGAGCAGGGCUUUCCUAAAAUGUUUAUCUUCCUCAAUGCCCAUGUAUUGGGCUGUUUGAAGAUUUCUGGCUUUCGUCCCAAAUAACUUUGAAUUCACCUGACACCCAUGUAUACCAUACCAAGCACUGGAUUUGUCUGUUCCUACUGAACAUAUGUACUUUUGAUUGUUCAUUACAUUUUGUCUAAAGGGUUUCUUAAAAACUACAACUUUAUGGUUUGUAAAGACAGUAUAAGAACAAAACCAAGCACAAGUCUACAUAGGCCUGUGGGAAGUUGCUUUACAUUUUUGACAGUUAGUUUUUUCUUAGUAUUAACGUUUUGAUUUUCUUUCCAUGAGUAUGAUAUUCUAUUAAUGUUUUGAUUUUCUUGAGAUGAGUAUGAUAUGAAGGUUAAAUCCAGAGCAACGACACUGAAGAAUGAAUUGAAUAGUAAUGAAUAAAAAAAUGAAUAAUGAAAGCUCCAACAGAACAGUAGAGUUUGCAUAUUUGGUAACACUUUAUGUAAAGCAGACAGACCGGUAUAAUAAGGGGUCAUACAUGCUUAUGACAAGUAUUACAAUUAAUUAUAAUCACAUAAUUAGUAAUACCUGCCGGUGAAGUUUUACUUUGUAUUGCUUGUCUAUGAGGUACAGAUAUUAUUCCCUGAUACUGUAUAACUCAUGUAAAAUGUUGUACAUAUUGAGAUGUCCUUUUCCUAUAUUGUCAACUUUAUGUUGAAUCACUUUGAAGAGGAAAUAAUUGACAAAUUGCUAGUCUGAGAUAAACAUGGAUUGAUAAUUAAUACAAUUUAGACUACAGAUAAACCAGGUUUACUGGGAUGUGUGGACUAUGCCUUUUGAUUAAUGCACUCGAUUCAUUGCUAUCUCACUGACAGGUGCACCUCCAGAAACAAAUUGCAUGGGUGUAACCUAUAGACACUGUUCAAAGUGGCAUUUCCUUAUGAAGAAAGCUAUUGGGAUUCAGAGACUGUUUUCUUACACCAGCUACCACUGGCCAUAGGUAGAUAGCAAGAUGUGUCAGAGUAUGUUGGUCUGCCUUUGGUCAUAAGAAGGAUUACUGUAUAGUUGGGUGAAAGUUAAUCUCAGACACCCAGAACUAAAAUCUCACGUAAUUGCGUCAGAUGCUCAAUUACAUCUGUCCACGAGAGAUAGGUGAAAGUCAGAAAGUGUCUAUUUGGUCCAUGUAUAGCCUAUUCUACAAUGAUAAAAUAAAGAGUUAUUUUCAAUCAA
Molecule: messenger RNA, 6198 nt
Organism: Coregonus clupeaformis (lake whitefish)
Lineage: Eukaryota; Metazoa; Chordata; Actinopteri; Salmoniformes; Salmonidae
Product: rab11 family-interacting protein 1
Exons: 6
Coding region: 157-4926 (1589 amino acids)
Biological process (GO): regulated exocytosis
Cellular component (GO): intracellular membrane-bounded organelle
Molecular function (GO): small GTPase binding
Source: RefSeq, a predicted model, not a curated record